AUGAAUGGCCUCAACUUCGACGGCAAAAGGUCAUCGGAUUUUACUUAUCAGUCCCUAGAUCCACAAACACCUACCGAGAUUGAAGAGUACUCAGAUUUAUAUGAUGAUUAUAUGCUAUCACCUCAAAGCGAUCACCUGGAAUCAAUGAAUUCCGGCGCAGCAGUUUAUGACCAAUCAGUAGGACCAUCUGUGGAUGAUUUGAGAAGACCAUCGAGCCUGAACAAUGGAAGAUUGGGGUCCGAUGAAUCACUUGAUUCAUCUUUUGCUGGUACACAACCUGAUAUUUCUCUUCAAACUCCUAAAUUGGAUUAUUCUAACAACUUUGGGUCAACAUCGCCUGAAACGUUGAAUGGUCAAACAAGAACACCAAUUUUCAAACGCCCGGUUGAUAAUAUUUUACAAGAUUACGUUGGCAAAUCUCCAAAAACUCCCGCCCAUAAGGGAAACAACUUCAAUACAACACCUACAAUCAAGUAUGAAAGUACAGAUGAAGAAGACGAAAACGAUAAUGUAUCAGGGAAAAAGUACUAUAAUACUAGUAGUACCCCAAAUUACGAUAAUACUAUUGACCUCAAUGAUGAUGAUGACUAUGACGAUGAUGAGGUGGAGAAGUUGCGGCUCCUAUCUAAAAAAAAAAGUCAACAUCUUUAUUCUACGCAAACCUCUUCCAACGGCAGUUAUGGUGAUAAAUCUAACGAUGCAAUUAUAAUCAAAAAAGUUGAAGGGCAACCCGAUCAAGUCAUUAAGAAAGGUAUAAAAGAUUUUAAGAUUGGCAGAGAGCUAGGCGAAGGUUCAUACUCAACCGUCAUGCUCGCAACGGAUCUAACAACUCACCGAAACUAUGCUCUCAAGAUAUUAAAUAAAAGACAUAUAAUCAAGGAGAAGAAAGUUAGGUACGUUAACAUUGAGAAAGAUGCUUUGAACAGACUGGGUGAUCACAAUGGUAUUGUUAGAUUGCACUAUACCUUCCAAGAUUCCCAAAGCCUAUAUUUUGUUUUAGAUUUUGCUGAAAAUGGUGAACUGUUGACAAUGAUAAAAAAACAUGGCACCAUGAAUGAACACUGCGCUAAGCACUAUACUGUACAAUUGGUUGAUACCAUCGACUAUAUGCAUAAUAAUGGGAUUAUUCACCGUGACUUGAAACCUGAAAAUAUUCUAAUUGAUAAAGAUUUAAGGCUCCAAAUUACUGAUUUCGGUACUGCAAAGAUAUUAGAUAAGGAUGAUUCUGGAAAUUAUCCUCCAGAUGCUAGGGCCCAAUCAUUUGUGGGUACAGCAGAAUACGUCUCACCAGAAUUAUUAAGUGACAAAUAUUGCGGUAAAGCCGCAGAUGUUUGGGCGUUCGGGUGUAUUGUAUAUCAAAUGAUUGCAGGAAAGCCUCCAUUCAAAGCAAACAAUGAAUAUCAAACUUUUCAGAAGAUUCAAAAACUCCAAUACGCAUUUACAGCUGGGUUUCCUAUCAUUAUAAGAGAUUUAGUCAAAAGGGUCUUGAUUUUAAAACCUAGAGAGAGGCUAACCAUUCCUGAUAUUAAACGCCACAUGUGGUUUCAGGAUAUAGAUUGGAAUAAUGAAGACCAAAUUUGGAAUACAAUACCUCCUGAGCUGGGUCCUUACAAAUUGUCGGCAAAGGCUAUGAAACCGAUGCCUGAAUUGAAUAACCAAUAUCCAAACGGUUCUUCCACUUCUAUUCAUCAGCCAAAAAAAUCCAAGAGUGGUAAUGUUCUUUUGUCGAAUUCAAGAAAAGUUUCCAGUUCUAGUGCAAGACAGUGCUCGGCAUCAGCAAAUUUGGCACCAACAUCUGCUCCCACUUCAAAUAAUGGACUCGGCAUCUCUACAUCAUCUCCAAAUGUUAUUUCUUCCUCACCGAAUAGAAAUGGUAGUGUAGGGUCUACUAAAAAGGCCAAACCCAAGAAAAAAUCCGCUAGUUCAGCUGCAGUUGCUGCUUUAUAUGGCAAUCAAAGACAAUCCUCACACGGGUCUGCGACACCUGCUUCUGAACACAUCCCCGCUACACCACCGGUCAGGACAUUGGCAUCUACACACACGCCAUCAUCAACUCCACCAGCACUUUCUAAGGCAGGUGGUCAUCAAACAGUUUAUAAAGUCUCUGAGUCCCAGCAUCAAACUGCAGACCUGAUUGUUAGGUCUAGACAAACGAUUCAACCCAAGGAACGCGUUUAUAGCAGUGGUUCAUCAGUUGAUGUUAUUCCAGGAACUAAUAUACCACGUCCAGUUUUAAAUACUAAAAUCACUUCUAGAACAACUACAGCAUCAAGAUCAAGAAACAAUUCGUCCUUCAAAACGGCUAAACCAGCAGAAAUACCCCCCAUGUCCAAGCUUGAUUUGAAAUGGGUUCAAUUUUUGAAGCAUCCGGAUGAGAGAAUUGUUAAGGUUGGUAUUGUGGAGUCACAAAAAGAAUCUACAAUACAGUUUGAAAAGAAAUACAAGGGCCUUAUUAUUGAAUCCCCAUUAGGCUAUGUGAAUAAAGACAAUAUUAACAUGAGUAAUCUUUUUUCAAGUAGUGAUGCAGAGUCAAUUAUGGUUUUCGACAAGCAAGAUCUCAACAAUGAAGAGGUUGUGGAGGAUCAAGCUGAAGAGCCGGAGGCGACGUCAUCUGUUGAUAAAUUCAGGAAAUUUUUCACAGUUAAGCAACCUGCCCUCUCUCAUCAAGAACCGUUAUUCCACACUAGAACGCUGUUGAUCACGACCUUUGGAAGAGCGUUACUAUUUGCUGAAAAUCUUGGUGUUGAUAAAAAAUUGAAGUAUGAAAUCACACUUGAAGCGGACUUGACGAAUGAGCUAGUUCAUUUUGUCGAAGUAGUUGAUCGGAAACUUAAUUCUGAUGAAGGCCUGUUUGCAAUAAUGUCCGAUUCAAUGACGAUUUGUUUUAAGGUUGAAAAACAAGAAGUUACACAAUGGACUCAAUCGUUAGCUAACUCAAGGCUUUUAGAAAAAGAACGUAAGCUACGUUCCUAUCUAUUGAGUCACUCUGAACUUUCUCGGUCUAAUGAAGAUUCAGCACAUGCUGCAGCAACUCUGGCAGCCAACAUGAGUCCCGAAAUCGGUGCAAGUAGCAACAAGUCGUAUAAUCCUAAAAGUAAAAACAAAACGGCAUUCCCAUCAACCUUACGCCCACCUGAUUCGGAAACCCAUGGCUCAACGCAUCCACCAUCUACAAAAGUACAUAGAAAAAAAGCACCACCACCUCCGCCACUACAAGCAGCAUCUAAGACAUCGAAUGAACUACCACCGUCUCGUUCGAAAAAGAAAUCCAUUGGCAAAGGCCCGAUGAUUAGUGCUGCAAUUAGCAAAGCUGUUUCUAUGGCUUCUGUUAAUGCAGCUGUGGGCGUGAAAGAUAAAGAUGAAAACAAGAAGGUGAAUACUUCUAACUCCAAAUUUCUGGCACGUAGUAGGAUUAGAUGA
This is a messenger RNA of Pichia kudriavzevii, 3420 nucleotides long. RefSeq lists its product as uncharacterized. Gene Ontology annotation, molecular function: ATP binding; protein serine/threonine kinase activity. The record is from RefSeq and is a predicted model, not a curated record. Gene Ontology annotation, biological process: intracellular signal transduction; peptidyl-serine phosphorylation. The coding region runs from base 1 to 3420 and encodes 1139 amino acids. Lineage: Eukaryota; Fungi; Ascomycota; Pichiomycetes; Pichiales; Pichiaceae. The transcript has a single exon.